CUCUGGGUUUGGGCCGCCUCGCAUCGACAUGGCUAAGCGCACCAAGAAGGUCGGCAUGGUCGGUAAAUACGGGACUUGCUAUGGUGCCUCCCUCCGGAAAAUGAUGAAGAAGAUUGAAAUCAGCCAGCACGCCAAGUAUACCUGCUCCUUCUGUGGCAAGACCAAGAUGAAGAGGCGGGCCGUGGGGAUCUGGCACUGUGGCUCCUGCAUGAAGACCGUGGCUGGUGGUGCCUGGACCUACAAUGCCACUUCGGCGGUCACAGUCAAGUCAGCCAUCAGAAGACUGAAGGAAUUGAAAGACCAGUAGAAGCUCUUACUAUUUGAGACAUCUCUAGCCUAUAAUAAAUGGGUUAAUUUAUGU
Messenger RNA from Octodon degus (degu), 361 nucleotides. RefSeq names its product putative 60S ribosomal protein L37a. Gene Ontology annotation, molecular function: structural constituent of ribosome. The record is from RefSeq and is a predicted model, not a curated record. Gene Ontology annotation, cellular component: ribosome. Gene Ontology annotation, biological process: translation. Lineage: Eukaryota; Metazoa; Chordata; Mammalia; Rodentia; Octodontidae. The coding region runs from base 29 to 307 and encodes 92 amino acids. The transcript has a single exon.